This is a messenger RNA of Adineta steineri, 1962 nucleotides long. NCBI's taxonomy places the organism in Eukaryota, Metazoa, Rotifera, Eurotatoria, Adinetida, Adinetidae. The record is from the annotation of a GenBank genome assembly.
AUGGAUAUACAUACACAUAUAGAAGAUUUUCCAAAUGAGAUUUUCUUCGAAAUAUUUGAUUAUUUACAUGCACUUGAUAUUUUUACUGCUUUUGCUUCAUUAAAUAAACAAAUUACGUCACUUCUACAAUCAAUUCAACUUCAUGUUAUCAUCUUAAACAGCCAUUAUGAUCAUGAAAUUGAUUUUCUCUCCACUCAUCUUACUUUUCAUGCUCAUCAAGUCAUCUCACUACAAAUUUCUGAUAGAAUUCGUAAUCGUUCAUCUAUUAUUAAUUUAUUAUUUAAUCGGCAUCAUUUCAUUAAUCUUCAAUCAUGUAUAUUUAUGUUGGAUAAUUCAUCAACUAAACUUCAAAAUAUUACUAAACAAAUUCAAAAUCUCAACCGACUUGUUUCAUUGUUUAUCUUACAACCAGAUGAUACAAAUAUUAAUGAUAUAGAUAAAUAUGAUAUAACUCAAACUAUUUUAAUGAACAAAUCAUCUUCGCUUCGUUCAGUCAAGCUUAAUUAUGAUUAUGAUUACUUGAGUAUAUCAACUUAUACUUCAAUUACUUCAAAUCUUGUAUCACUUGAUUUAUUAAUAUCUGGCUCACCAAAUACAGUAUCAGUUUAUUCAAUUUUACCAAUUCUUCGUAUUUGUCAUAGGCUACGAUAUCUACAUGCUACAAUAAAACAUGAAAUUCUAUCUGAAAAUAAUAAUAUAAAUGUUUUAAUUCAAGAACCAAUUAUUGAUGAAAAUAAUCUUCCUAUAUCACCACAACUAAUAUCUUUUGAUUUAUCAAUAUUUGCUAUAUGUGAUAUUCGUUCAAUCAGUUAUAUUUUACGUUGUAUGCCUAAUCUUAUUCGCUUUAAGUUGUUUCAUGGAUUACGAGCAAUUAUUUUAUCAUUUAUUGAUGAUUUGGUUAAUGGUUAUACAUGGCAACAUAUGUUUCAAAUGUAUGUUCCAUUUUUAUCUAAAUUUGAUUUUUUUAUUUUAAUUGAGAAUAAAUAUACAAAAUCAAAUUUAAACAUUGUGAUAAAUUCAUUUGAAUAUUUCGUUAAACAAUAUCCUGAAUGGCAAAUGAUUAUUGAUCGAUGGUCAUCUCAUGAUACAAGUUCGCAUGAGAUUGUUAUGUUACGCACGUUUGGUUAUCAGAAAUACAAAAGAAACGUAGAUAUGACCAUUCCAAUGAUUCAUUAUGAAUCAUUUGAAACACAAUCAACAAAUGUAUCAAGAAAUGAUCAUUAUCUUUAUUAUUCAGACAUAAAUUAUUUAAAAUUGCACAUGGAAACAAUAAAAACACAAAUUACUCCUUCUGUUCCUUUAUUUCAACAUAUUAAAUAUCUUGUCCUAUAUUAUUACCCAAAAUUUUAUACAUCAUUACCGAUCGAUGAUCCAUUGACUAUUAGAAACCUUAUGAAAUUAAAUGAUAAUAAUAUUUUAAAGCAAUAUAGCACUCAUCUUUCACAUGCUGUUCAUUUACCCAAUGUAAGCAAACUUAAAUUUGAACCAAGUCGGGAUGUAGGUCAAUGGAAAGAUAUUCGAUUUAUUCUCCAAGUAUGUCCAAAUGUAAUUGAUCUCGAAAUGAGUCCUACAGAUUUAAUUUAUUCAAAAUUCUUCGAUAAUCAAUCUCUUUUUUCAAUUUUCAAACAAAUUAAAAUACUUAAAGCAGUUAUAGACGAUUCUUUUAUUCGUUCUGAAAAUUUUGGAUCAAAACUUGUUCAACGUUUUCCAUCACUUACACAUAUUGAAGUUCAACUGGAAUCAUUCGAUGAUUGUAUACAUAUUAUUGAUAUAUUACUUAGUCAUCUGAAAAAUUUAUUUUAUCUUAAAAUUCAUUAUGUUGACGUUUCAUCAAUUGAUCAUCAUUUUUCGCGUAAUUAUAUUAUUGAUAAACGCCGUCAAACAUUUGGUUUUAAUAUUAUCGAUGAACAUAAAAUUAUAGUUAACAAAAAUGAACAAUCGAUAGAAAUUAGAUUAUUGUGA